UCAAGUCAGAUCACAUAUUAGAGGGAGCGAGAUCUUGUGAAAUAUUCUACCACAACCAUCGUCAUGGCUGCUAUACCGGAACAGACGUUACUCAGUGGGUAUAAGGUACCAUGCGUUGGUCUGGGCACUUGGAAGUCAAAGCCUGGAGAAGUAGGGGCAGCUGUGACGACCGCGAUAGGUCUGGGAUACCGCCAUUUUGAUUGUGCGCUUAUCUAUGGAAAUGAAAAGGAGAUCGGAGAGGCAAUUAAAGAAGCUAUUGGUAACGGAACAGUCAAACGUGAGGAUUUGUUCAUCACUACGAAGCUUUGGAACACCUACCACAGCAAGGCCCGAGUACUGGAGGGGUGUAAGGAGUCCCUGACAAACCUCGGUCUGGAUUACAUUGAUAUGUACCUCAUACACUGGCCAGUUGCUACGAGGGAAAAUGUUGCAUUGUUUCCUAAAAGUCCUGAUGGCAAGGCUGAUGUUGUCGACAUAGACUUCAUUGAAACAUGGACGGCCAUGCAGGAUUUGGUAGACGAGGGUAUGUGUAGAUCCAUAGGUGUGUCUAACUUCAAUUCUAAACAGAUCCAGAGGAUUUUAGAUCUUGGUUUGAAACAUCCACUGUCAUGUAACCAGAUUGAAAUAUCUCCCUAUAAUUCCAACGAAAGGUUGCUACAGUUCUGUAAAUCCAAAGGAAUUGUCGUAGUGGCUUAUUCUCCCCUUGGAUCUGCUGAUCGACCUUGGGCCAAACCCGACGAUCCAAAGUUGCUAGAAGAGCCGAAAAUAGUAAAGAUAGCUGCUCAAUACAACAAGUCACCUGGUCAAGUUCUACUUCGAUGGGGUAUACAAAGAGGAUACAUCAUCAUACCGAAGAGUGUGUCUGCAACCAGACAGAAACAAAACUUUGAAAGCCACUCACAGCCCCUACUAUCCUUUCCACGAAGAAUUUUAGGAAUGGACAACAAUCAGGAAAACAUACGUUUUGUUCGACGAACGAUGGUGAUUCCCGUACACAUUUCAUUAUGCUUUUAUUCAUAUUCAUAAGAAUGUGAUUUUACAUAAAAUUCCUAUUUAACUCUUUUAAAAUAAAGGUAUGCUGCAUCUUAUCUAGCCUUUUGUAUUAUCGAUCAGCUGUGCUGAUGUAUUGGUCAUUUAUCUGUUACUCAUCAAAUCAAAGUGUGUUACUACAUGUUUAUCAUAGCAAUAUUAAUUGGAAAAUGCACUGCGUUGUGAUUUUAUAAGGAAUCAAAGACGACAAGAGACGGCAACAGGAGCUCAGAACAAUUCAAAACGAAAAGAAAGACAUAAUGUUCUUUCCAGCACCCAGAACCUCAAUCAAACAACAGAAGCAACAUAUUUAGGAGUCUAAAUCUAGGGAAGUAUGUAUGUCGCCAACAAUUCAAAACAAAUUGAACGCAGUUUUAAUCAGUGCAGGUUCUAAUUUGACAUGCUAACGUUUAAUGUCUUUAGCACAUAUUGAAGUUACUCUGGUAUAGACAUCGUUAUUCAGUAGUUUAUCGUGUAUUUGGACUGCAUUGAUACUUGGAAUAGACUUAAGAGUAUCGACACAAUUGCCAGGUUUUACAUUUGUAAGCAGUGGAGACGUUAUAUGAUGAUAAUGAUGGUUAAUGGAAAGCUAAUGGUCAAAAGAUCUAUAUAUUUAACCUCCAAAACAACACUUAGUAGAAAUGUGACACUAAUAUUAUUGCCUACGCAUUUAUUUAAGUCCAACGCCGUUACUAACACAUGAACUGUAACACACAUUGUUGAACUGCCAUAUCGAUUAUCAUGAGUGGUAGAAUUGUCCUAACAUUAAUAUCAACAACAACAUUAUUUAUGCUGACGUAGGCGAUUUGCUUACACCAUGAAAUAUCUUACUGAAUGAUUGUGAUAAUAAUUGGGUUUUGAGAACUUUGUCUCACCGAUACGGUGUUAUUCGUUGACCUUAUGAGGGCAUUGAAUUAUUUAACCUGUGUCAACAUAAAGUCAUAAUCCACUAUGAGACAUUACUGUUAGGAAGCACAAUAAGUCUGUUUGGUCAGAUCACUUGAAACUUAGGAUGUCGUUUUAGCUGGCAAUGGCAAUGCUAAAGUUCACCUAGCUUAGAGAAGGUCUGUGAACAUACGAUAUUUUAACCACAGAUAGAUUAUACCAGGCCAUAUCACUUAUCGAUAUUUGAAUUGUUGUCACGAAGCAGAAUUUUAUCAUUUAUUUGUUUAACUGAAGAUAAUAUUUGAAACAUCCGAUUUCACUAUUCGAUAUCUCAAAGUUUGUGUUAUCUCAAAAAUGUGUAUCGUAUAUGACUAACAGUCGAUUCGGUUCUGUAUUUCUCACUACUAAAUUGGCUGACAAUAGUUGUUAUUGUAA
Messenger RNA from Mizuhopecten yessoensis (Yesso scallop), 2349 nucleotides. Its product is annotated as aldose reductase-like. Lineage: Eukaryota; Metazoa; Mollusca; Bivalvia; Pectinida; Pectinidae. Gene Ontology annotation, molecular function: aldose reductase (NADPH) activity. The record is from RefSeq and is a predicted model, not a curated record. The transcript has 9 exons. Bases 64 to 1026 code for a protein of 320 amino acids. Gene Ontology annotation, cellular component: cytosol.